Molecule: messenger RNA, 1551 nt
Organism: Fonsecaea pedrosoi CBS 271.37
Lineage: Eukaryota; Fungi; Ascomycota; Eurotiomycetes; Chaetothyriales; Herpotrichiellaceae
Exons: 5
Coding region: 1-1551 (516 amino acids)
Biological process (GO): transmembrane transport; carbohydrate transport
Cellular component (GO): membrane
Molecular function (GO): carbohydrate:proton symporter activity
Source: RefSeq, a predicted model, not a curated record
AUGGUGUCCUUCAACAAUAGGAUCACGGAGAAUGUCAACGGGAAACUGGCGUUUGCUUCCACGGUCAUGAUGUUGUCUCAAAUCAAUUUCGGAAUGGACCUCGUCGCCUUCUCCAACACCCAAGCCAUGUCUACAUUUAACAAGAAGUUCGGUCACUACAAUGCUAAACUGGAACGAUAUGCAUUGGACCCGUACUUCCUCUCGCUCUUGAACAGCCUUACCUACGUCGGUCAAGCCUUUGGCGUCAUCACAGGUGGUUGGAUUGCUCGACGUUGGGGACGAAGGGCUUCGUUCUGGGUCAUGUCUGUGUGGGCAGUGGUGUCUGCUCUGCUCCUUGUCACGGCACAGAAGAAAGAACAGGUCCUCGUCGGUCGCAUUUUUAAUUAUGUGUACCUUGGUCAGGAGCUUGUCACGGUUCCCGUAUACCAGGCAGAAAUCGCUCCCCCAAAGAUCCGAGGGAUGAUCAUCGGCACGUUCCAGCUCGGCACAAUGGUUGGUGCUUUCAUCAUGGCAUGCAUUACCUACGGGACGAGCAAGCUAGACACCGAGGCCGCGUUUCGCAUUCCCUUUGGCAUUUUCUUCGUUAUCCCAGUGGUUGUCUUUGUCGGAUCUUUGUUCAUGCGCGAGUCCCCACGUUGGCUUCUUGUCCGAGAACGGUCAGAGGAAGCCCUGGAGUCGCUCCGGCUAUAUCGACAGGGCAAAUUCACCGAAGAGGAGAUUAUGGAAGAAUACCGUGACCAGGUGGCUAUGAUCGUCGCCGUCACGAAUGACAAAGGCACAUUCAAGGAGAUGUGGCAGGGGAUCAACCGCAAGCGAUCCCUCAUCGUCAUCGGCUCCAACAUCAGCAUCCAGAUCAGCGGACAAGGACUAUUCAGCAAAUACGGCACCAUCUUCUUGACCGACCUUCAUGGACCGAAUCCUUUCCAGAUGUUCCUCAUCAACACGUCCUUGCAGAUUGUGGUCAUCCUGGCUGCUAUGUAUCUCUUUGAUAGAAUCGGUCGCAAACCUCCGUUGAUUAUCGGGUCCAUCAUUCAGACCACCACAUUCCUCGCCAUCGGUGGACUCGGGACGAUAUCGGAUCCCAGCAAAAAUGUCAAAGUCGGACUCACGGCCCUGUUCACCGUCUACUACCUGGGCUUCGUCUUUGGCUGGGGUCCCAUCUACCACAUUCUUUCGUCUGAAAUACCCACCUCACGCAUGCGAGACAUCACAUACACGGUAUCCAGCAUCUUCACCGUCGUCACGCAGUUCGUCGUCUCCUUUACCAUCCCGUACCUGCUCUAUGCGCCGUACGCAGACCUCGGAUCCAAGAUCGGCUUCAUCUUCGGGCCCAUCGCCUUCGUCACGCUCCUCUUUGCCAUCUUCUGCGUGCCCGAGUGCCGCGGCUUUUCGCUCGAAGAGAUCGACCACCUGUUCAGGGCGAAGGUGCCUAUCCGUCAGUUCCGCAGAUACAAGCACGGCCAGAUUCUGCCGGAAGGAGGUGCCGAGAAAGAGACGGAGAAGGCGGGAGAAGGGCCUUCUGUGGAGCUUAAAGAGGUCGCUGAGAUGUAG